Xiphias gladius (swordfish) is the source of this 1513-nucleotide messenger RNA. It is a transcript of the gene ccdc97, whose product is annotated as coiled-coil domain containing 97. The record is from RefSeq and is a predicted model, not a curated record. The transcript has 7 exons. The coding region runs from base 314 to 1348 and encodes 344 amino acids. Lineage: Eukaryota; Metazoa; Chordata; Actinopteri; Istiophoriformes; Xiphiidae.
UCGGUCACGAAGAAGGGGGUCAAUAAUAAUAACGGACCAAUAUGGCGGCAAAACAUUUCCCUUAAAAAGUGAAAUGUUACUUUAAAAUUACGUAUGUACUUAAGUUGUAAUUCAUUACAUUUUCAUGCGAGAAUGUCCAUAUUAAACCGAGAAAGUUCUUCAGUGUCUAUGACAGUAUAUUCGGUGAAGUAACGUUAAAGAUAAGAUAAGCUGACAACGGAAAUAAACGUUAGCUAGCUUAUUGUUAGUUAACCACAGUUAUUUAUUUAGAGCCACUGGAAACACGUUAGCUAGCUGGUUAACACUUCUGAAUAUGUGGGGUGAAAUUGUACCUGCCGUUAAAACACAACCGAGUCCGUGUGAGAGUGAAGGCAGGAGCAAAUUACCAGAAGAACCGGUGACACGGUCCCAGAGAUGUGACUUUAACAGCCCCACAGACACCGAGCAGCCGCUGCAAGACACCCCGCACGUGGGCCAGGCAGAGUCCAGUUAUGUUACCGCCAUGAUAAACGCCAUAGCCUCGAGUGGAAGCCUAGUGAAGAGCCAGCAGAUAGGGGAGGCUGAACUGACCCCAGAGCAGCGCAGAGAGGAGCUACUGCAUCAGUACAGGAGCAGACCACUGGUUUUCCUGGAGAGGUACCAUGCCUGUAUGAAGCCCCAGCACUUGUCAGUGUUUGCCCACGUCAGCUCAGACCCACGAGCCCAACACUACAGCAAGGUGAUACAGAGACGAGCUGCGGGAUGUACCAACAGGACCAGGGUCCGAAACCAGCGCUAUGCUGCCCUCAGAGCUCUGCAGAAGGAGGGUCAGUAUUUCAGUGAAGAACAGAUGCGAAUCAGGGAGCCGCUGCUGUAUGAACAGUAUAUUGGCCAAUACCUGACUGAUGAGGAGGUGCUGGAGCGCUCCCAGGAGGCCAUGUUGGAUGAUGAACAGGGGGGACCAGAGACCCCAGCGGGAGGUAAAGGAGGGCUCGCCCAUCUCCUCCUCAACUCCUACCAGGAGCGUCUCAUCCAGAAUCGUCUGCAGGAGGAGCAGGAAAGAGAGGAGGGCGCACAGGAGGAGGACGAGGAUGAGGAAGACGAUGAUAAUAUAGUCCAGGGGAAGGACAGGGAGCCUACCCCUGAAGAGAAGGCUCUGCUCAGGGAGGAGUUCAUCAGUCAGAUGCACCAGCGCUUCCUAGAUGGAAAAGACAAAGAUUUCAACUACAGUGAGGUGGAUGAGAACCCAGACUAUGACAACUUGGACAUUGUCAGCAGAGACGCUGAGGAUAAGUACUUUGAUGAAGAUGAUGAGGAAGAGGAUGAUGAGGUGGAAAAGGAGGACGAGGAAGAUGAUAUGACAGAAUAGCAGCUGUAGUAUUGUUUAAAUUCUCUGAUUGAACUGUAAAUAAAACAAAAAACCGUACAAAAUACGGAGAUGUAUUCUAUUUUUCAAUGUAACACCUGAAUGCAAAUGCAGCUGGUAAUAAAUAUUGCUUGUGGACCUUUUGCAAUUCGAGAAAUUCAUUGGCAG